Ctenopharyngodon idella (grass carp) is the source of this 3232-nucleotide messenger RNA. RefSeq names its product endoplasmic reticulum metallopeptidase 1-like. Lineage: Eukaryota; Metazoa; Chordata; Actinopteri; Cypriniformes; Xenocyprididae. Gene Ontology annotation, molecular function: metalloexopeptidase activity. The coding region runs from base 473 to 3103 and encodes 876 amino acids. The record is from RefSeq and is a predicted model, not a curated record. Gene Ontology annotation, biological process: proteolysis. The transcript is spliced from 15 exons.
CACUAUACCUUUGACUUACAAUAGUCACAUCCAUGUGAUCAGCCUCCUACAAUGAACACACAGCUGAAGUUUCAUCCAAAUCAGUCAAUGUUUGUAGAAGUUAUAACAUACUUCCUGUUUCCUUUUUUUUUGCCGUAAAUACAGGCUCUCGUAAUAUACACCCAGAAAUUUGUUUUUGUUGAUACAUUUCUUUGUAGCUAUUUCAUUUUGAAUGCAUUUGUUAAAAUUUAACCUGUAGACACUAUUAACCUGAUAGUGUCGUCUGACCAGUUUAAACACACCCAAAGGAGAUCAGAAACUCCACCCUCCUGCAACACUUACCAGGAAAAGACUCUCAUUUCUCCUUUCUAGUGACACUCGUGUCUCAACAAAAGCAAUAGAGAAUCAUUGAUUAUUGGAGAAUGAGAAAAAAGCUUUCAAGAAGGAUUUUUGAUACAUCAGUUUCUGAACAGACAGCAGAUCUUAGAACGUAAUGAGCAAUCCAGUCACUAUACCGAUCAGUGAGAGAGACUCUACAAUCAGAAACAGAGCCCAACACAACCAGCAGAAGCACCCAGACAGUUGCAACGAGAAGGGGCUCCGGAGUCGCAAUCACAAGCCGGAAGUGAGCGCUGGGCUGCUGGGUGAGAGUUCUGUUGUCAUUCUGCUGCUUGGGUUCAUGUGUCUGGUGUGGAUUCUGGUUCUGAUCUCAGUCCAGCAGCUCAUCAGCAGCAGCAGCACAGGACACUUCAACGCCCUCCGGGCCAGGAAGCAUCUGGAGCGGAUCACCAGCGUCGGGCCGAGGACCAUUGGAAGCCCAGAGAACGAGAUCACCACGGUCAACUACCUGCUGGAUCAGAUCGAGCAGAUCCGGUCUGAGAGCGAAACCGGACCUCAUUCCAUCACGGUGGACGUCCAGCGGCCCACAGGCUCAUUCAGCAUUAACAGCUUUAUCAGCUACUACGACCGUGUGACCAACAUCGCCGUCAAACUAGAGCCGAAGACGAGCGCGCAGCACUUCAUGCUCGCAAACUGCCACUUUGAUUCGGUGGCCAACAGCCCGGGAGCCAGUGAUGACGCCGUCAGCUGCUCAGUGAUGUUGGAGGUUUUACAUUCUCUGGCGAAUCUCUCCACGCCUCUCAAACACGGCGUCAUCUUCCUGUUCAACGGAGCCGAGGAGAACAACCUACAGGCAAGUCAUGGCUUCAUUACCCAGCAUCCCUGGGCUCAGCAGGUGCGAGCGUUUGUGAACCUGGAGGCGGCAGGAGUGGGAGGGAAAGAGUUGGUGUUUCAGACAGGUCCAGAGAACCCAUGGCUGGUCCAGGCGUACGCCCGAGCCGCCGUCCACCCGUUCGCCUCAGUGGUUGGUCAGGAGAUUUUCCAGAGCAGACUCAUUCCCUCACACACGGACUUCCGCAUCUACAGGGACUUUGGGAAUAUUCCUGGAAUUGAUCUUGCGUUCAUAGAGAACGGUUUCAUCUAUCAUACUAAAUAUGACACUCCGGAGCGAAUCCCCACUGACUCCAUCCAGAGAGCAGGCGACAACAUCCUGUCUGUACUCAAGCACCUGGUGAUGUCAGAUGAACUGGCGGAUUCCUCGCAGUAUCGCCAUGGUAACAUGGUGUUCUUCGACCUGCUGGGAGUGACGGUGGUGGCGUAUACCGCUCGCGUCGGCACCAUCAUCAACUACACGGUGGCCGUCGCCACGGUGAUCUACCUGUGUAAGAAAUGCAUGUUAACCAGCAAUGUGGGUGUCCAGUACAAGCAUGAUCUGAGAUGUGCGGUGUGUGUGGUCAUCUUUAGCUGGCUCUCGACUCUGCUGAUGGUUCAGUUUGUGGCUCGGAUCGUCACUCUGAUGGGUCGCUCCAUGUUCUGGUACACUCACUUCUACGCCGCCGUCUGCCUGUACGGAUCCGCCGCCGCCGGCACGAUUGUGCUGAUCCACACGCUGGCCAAGGACAUGUUCUACAGGAAUGUGAGUCGUGUGUAUCUGGCUGAGCUCUUCUUCGACGUCAGUCUGCUGCUUUGGUGUUUUUUGCUGCUCAUCCUCACGCUGUACGGCUUUUGUUCAGCAUAUGUGCCCAUGAUGAUGGUGGUGUUCCCACUCAUCAGCAAACUGCUGCUCAGAAAGCAAUUCAGAGCCAGAGGAGCGUCUCUGCAGUACGCCGUCCUGUACCUGACGGGUCUUGCCGUGCCGUACGUCCACAUCAUGUUCCUCAUCUGGGUUGUUUUUGAGGUCUUUACACCCAUCCAGGGCCGCAGUGGAAAUAAAAUCCCACCCGAUGUCAUCCUGGCAUUCAUUGUUACCCUGGCAACCGUAAUUCUGUCUACCUAUUUUAUGCAUUUCAUCUAUCUGUCCCGCAGUAUAAAGCAGAUCUUGGCAGGUCUGGGGUCAGUGUUCACGCUGAUGUUUGUUCUGGUCUGCUGUGGUCUGUUCUUCCCGUAUUCUGCUGACCCGUCCAGCCCGCGACCCAAACGCAUCUUUGUCCAGCACACCACACGCUGGUUCCAUGCGCUGAACGGAUCGCUGCAGAGCUCCGACUCGGGCUUAUGUAUCAGCAGUCUGGAUUACACCGACAUGCAGCACAUCACUCCUCAUAUCCCACAGAUCAACGACAGCAUCCGCCGGCACUGUCAGGACCAUAUACCAUACUUCGGCUCCUCAAGGAAGAGCUGGUAUCUUCCGGCUCCUGAAGUCUCUCCUGAAGCUCCGCUGGAGUUUCGGCUCUUAUCCAGACAGGAGACUGAAUGGGGAACUGUUAAAAUGACCUUUGAGGUCAAAGGUCCGAGUCUCAUGUCUCUGUACAUGCGUCCUCAAGCCGGCGCAUCUCUGAGUGGCUGGUCAUUCGGUGACAGAACGCCACAGUUCAAUCUCAGCGAAGGGUAUUUCAUAUCUUACUCUCACGGUCUUGACGCUCCGGCCUGGAGCUUCUGGUUUGAGAUCCAGCCACCCAAGUCCUCAGACGCGUCUCCUGACGAGGGCUUGAUCUCUCUGGCUAUCUCAGCUCAUUAUUUCUCUGGUUUAGACCGGCACUCAGAGCAGCUGGAGUCAUUACUGAAGAGAUUCCCUGCCUGGGUGUUCCCGUCCUCAUGGAUCAGCACAUAUCACAUGUACAGAUACUGAGGGCCACUUGCUUGUGGGCCCCGAUCUCUCUCACACACACACACACAUGCCCUCUGAGGGCCUAGAGGGCCCUGACGGUUCCCCACUGGUGCAGCAUCAUGUAAAAAUAAAGGUUUACAGUAACAGAUA